UUGUGUUGUUUACUUUUCUCAUUCUAAAAAACUUUACUAUGGUGAAGUCAUUGUUAUUAUUCGUUCUCAUCUUGUGUACCACUCUUGUUGCAACUCACUCUCGAGUUAUUCAACCAAACGGUGCUAAUAUUGUACAACAAACUUGCAGUAUGACCCCAAAUCCUGCACUAUGCAUUCAAUACCUAAAUACUGACCCAAAAAGCUCCACCUCAGAUGUCAAUGGUUUAGCACAAAUCAUGUUUGAUGUACUAAAGCUUAAAGCAAACAUUGCCAUUGGCAAAAUCAAUCAACUUACUAGAAGUAUUCCUACAAAACAAAAUGAUGCAGUUUUGUCUUGUAUUAUUAGUUACCGUUCAAUUUUGGUUGAUGUUUGGCUAUCAACUCAAGCUUUGCAAGAUGGAAACCCAAAUUUUGCAGUACAUAAUGCAGAAUAUGCUGCUUCUGAUGUCAAUGAUUGUGAGAAUGCCUUCUCUGGAAAAUCACCACUCACAGCUGAAAACAAUGUAGUGCGUGAUGCAUCUGUCAUAACAUCGGCUAUUUGUAAAUUAUUGCUCUAAUUUGUUUAAUCAAAAUAUUUUAAUUAAUUAUUUAUUUUUUAAGAUAUGUUUGAAUUG
Molecule: messenger RNA, 614 nt
Organism: Vicia villosa (hairy vetch)
Lineage: Eukaryota; Viridiplantae; Streptophyta; Magnoliopsida; Fabales; Fabaceae
Product: cell wall / vacuolar inhibitor of fructosidase 1-like
Exons: 1
Coding region: 39-557 (172 amino acids)
Biological process (GO): negative regulation of catalytic activity
Molecular function (GO): enzyme inhibitor activity
Source: RefSeq, a predicted model, not a curated record